Paramecium tetraurelia is the source of this 849-nucleotide messenger RNA. RefSeq lists its product as uncharacterized. The record is from RefSeq and is a predicted model, not a curated record. The transcript has 4 exons. NCBI's taxonomy places the organism in Eukaryota, Ciliophora, Oligohymenophorea, Peniculida, Parameciidae.
AUGAGCAAUCACCCUGCCUCUUAAAGACCUCCUCAACCAGUUUAAAAUGCCCCUCAUUAGCCAGUUGCAUAUUCACCACCAAGAACAUAUGCUCCACCAGUGCAAUUUGCUAGUCCAUCAUACUACCCUGUUUAAUAAUCAGUCGUUGCUCCUGUCUAAUACGUUCCUUAACCAGUAGCAGUCCAACCCCUUGUAUAACCAGUGGCAGUGCAACCAGUUGCUGUCCAACCAGCUUAAUAAGUGAUAAAGGGUGAAAGCAGAAUUGAAUAUAUCCCAUAUGAGAAAUCUGUUAUUGAAUAUGAAGAGGUGAGACAAAGAAUCUAAGUGCCAAGAGAGAAAUACGUCACUGAAUAUUAAGCUGUGGAAUAUUAGACAGAAUAUAUCCCCUAAGUAUUUUAUGAUAAGGUUACCGAAUAUGUUCCUGUGGACAGAUUUCAAGAUAGAGUAGAAUACUAUCCAGUUGAGAGAUAGGUGGUUCACUAAUAAUAAGUUGUUGCUCAACCCGUCGUUUAACCAGUUGUUUAAUCUGUUGUGCAAUAAGUUCCUUAAUACGUUGCACCUGUUCCAUAAUAUGUUGCUCCAGUCGCAUAACCAUAUGUUGCCUAAUCAUAUGUUUAACCAAGCUAUGUUCAACCAAGCUAUGUUCCAUCAAGAGUCGCCCCAGUUUACAAUCAUGCUCCAUAUUAAGGCAGACCUGUCAGUCAACCAAGAAGAUUUUCUCCACCAUCUAAGCCAGUAUAAAUUUAGAAAUAACCAUAAGAGAAAAAGAAGACAUUUUUAGAAAAUAUCUUUAGUUGAUAAGUUACAUAUAUAUAUAUUUAAAUAUAAAAUAUAUUAUUUUUAUUUUAA